Mizuhopecten yessoensis (Yesso scallop) is the source of this 5044-nucleotide messenger RNA. RefSeq names its product organic cation transporter protein-like. Gene Ontology annotation, molecular function: transmembrane transporter activity. The transcript is spliced from 11 exons. Lineage: Eukaryota; Metazoa; Mollusca; Bivalvia; Pectinida; Pectinidae. Bases 423 to 2114 code for a protein of 563 amino acids. Gene Ontology annotation, cellular component: membrane. Gene Ontology annotation, biological process: transmembrane transport. The record is from RefSeq and is a predicted model, not a curated record.
UCUGAUCUUUCCCAUUAUUACACCAUAACCCAGAACGUUCAUAACAUAACGUAUUUGCAAUCAACUUUUACAAGCCAGUGAUUUUCAGAGGUGACAGGACACGUGAAUAGUACUCACACGUAACGCAGCCUAAACAAUCCGGCUUACAGUCUUAGCACAGAGCAUGCUACCUGGCGUACAGUCUAACAAAGGCUGACGCACGGGAAGGUGCCCGACAGUUCCAAGGCAAAUAGUAGCAGUCUGGGUCUGGUUCUGUGCAGAACAGGAAACUACUUAGGGCGAAGCAGCUCCAACUAUAUUUGUGUCAUCGAUAACCGACUGGAAUUUCUAUCCUUUGAAUCAGCAGGCGUCUGUGAACAUCAGCAGAGAAACGAAACAAGGACUCUCUCUUCCGUUACUGACGUUUGUUUCUCUGAUACACAAUGAAGUUCGAUGACGCGUUGCUGAAGCUCGGAGAAUUCGGAUACUACCAGAAAAGACUAUGGAUCCUCCUACAAAUCCCAGCUAUGUCCGUCGGAUGUUUUAUGAUGAUGUUGGUAUUCCAGAUGUUUAAGCCUGAACACCGAUGCAAGAUCCCUGGUUACCCUAACGACACAUUUGAGGUGCAAAAUCCUUUCCAUGCCGCUCUCAUCAAUGCGACCAUCCCGCCCAGUGAGGACAUCCUGAGGAAGUACGAGAUGUGUAGUCAUUACAAGGGUGUGGUAGUGGACGGGUCCAGUCAAGGCGGUUACAACUAUUAUGUCAACAACACCGUUCGGACACAGUGCGAUGACUACGUCUACGAUAAAUCCACCUUCGAUGAAACUUUUGCAUCAGAAAACAAUUUAGUGUGUGAUGAUGCGUUGAAGACUUCGCAUGCUCAGAUGGUUUAUUACUUCGGUGUGUUGUGUGGAGAUCUGGGAUUCGGGAUGCUUUCCGACUACAUCGGACGUAGAAAGACUUUUUCAAUUUGUUCUGUACUGAUGUUGGCGUCUGCCUUGGCGUUAGCGUGGGCACCAGAAUAUAGCAGCUUCGUCUUCCUUGAAUUCACAGUUGGCGCAGCGUGUCACGGUCUCUUCAUGGUCUGCUGUGUUCUCAGCGUGGAGAUGGUCGGACCAUCCAAACGAGGAGUGGCCGGGAUCCCUAUCCAUAUGUUCUUCGCCACUGGUCUGUGUUACCUGUCUGGAGCCGGUUAUUUCCUGCGGAAUUGGCACUACAUUCAGCUGGCGGUGGCUAUACCCUGCACCUUCUACCUCUUCUACUGGUGGUUUAUUCCUGAAUCGCCACGAUGGUUGAUCAGCAAGGGGCACUACGAGGCCGCCGAGGUGAUUGUCAAGCGUGCAGCGGAAGUGAACAAAACAACAGUUCCCGAUAAGAUGUUCGACGCUAACUCCGUGGAAAAAGUGAAAGAGGGCCACUUGUGGCAUCUGUUUAUGUCUAAGACCCUCUUCUUCAGGACCAUCAUCAUAUUCUUUAAUUGGAUGGUGAUCAGCAUGAUGUAUUACGGUGUGACCAUGCACUCUGGCAAUCUGGGAGGCAACUUUUUCCUUAAGUUCUUUAUCCUUGCUGUGGUGGAGUACCCUGCCAAUGGUUCAACAAUAUUUCUUCUCAACGCUAUGGGCCGGCGAAAGCUCUUGUCAUUGUGUAUGAUGGUUGGAGGAGUUGCCUGUAUGUGCACUAUUUUUACUGUUCUAUAUGGAGGAGAAGAGCUGGAACCGCUUACCCUUGGGCUGGCCGUGAUUGGGAAGAUGGGCUCGGCAGCUGCCUUCGGUGUUGUUUAUGUAUAUUCCAUGGAGUUGUACCCUACCGUUGUCAGGAACGGCGGAAUGGGAGCCAGCUCUUGUGUUGCAAGAAUAGGAGGCAUGAUGGCUCCAUAUAUUGCUCAAUCUGGAGAACUGAUAGGAGGUAAAUUUGGACAAGCCUUCCCAUUGGGUAUAUUUGGUGCAUCCUCAAUCACUGCAGGACUGUUAUGCUUGCUACUGCCGGAAACACUAGGGAGGAAACUUCCAGAAACCAUCGAAGACGGUGAAAACUUUGGAAAGGAUGCUGACGAACCCCUUUAUGAAAACCAGAUAAAAAUGGUACCUGCUGAUGUUGAGGAAGGAGAUUAUCCUGAUGAUAAGGCGUUUCUGUGAUAUGAGAAACUUAUCGGCUAUAUGAGAAUAUAUUGUCUUUGAAGUAUCUCACACAAAGUGUAUUUUAUAUCAACAAUACUUGCCCCAUACCUUUGGAGCAAUUUGAUAUUUUAUUUUUAUUUUGAUUGAGUAGAAGGGAGACUCGACUUUACAACAUUGCUACCGGUAUCAUUCACUCUUCGUCCAUCGCUUGCUGCUAUGUAUAUAAGUAUCAUCUGAUUUCAUACAUACAACAAUCACAACGGACAAUGUUUUAUCCGUUGAGUUGGACCAAAGUAGUGCUUGUUAGAAGAAAAUAGAGUAAGAGAAUUAGCUCGUUAUUAAGUUAUAGAAAAAUAACAAUGCAAUUAAGAUUUUCAUUUGUUUUACAUUUUCAUUUGAAUGAAACUCUCUGUUCUUUUGGUUUCUUGGAAUAUGAUAAAAUCGAAGAUGAGAUACUCCAUUAAUAUUUGUCUGUAUAUUUAAUUUUAUCACUAUCAAUCUAGGAUGCUCAAUAUUCCAAAAUCCUCUUUUUAAAAAAUUAAUAUGUGUCAUAUGAACAGUUAUGCUUUGCUAUCCUUUCAAAUUAUCAAUACCUGUAGUAAAUUUAAAAUGUAAUGAUAACUUCACAUUACAUUCGAACCUUUUCAGUCUAUCAAAUAUGACGCUUUCUUUACAGAUGAUCUUAAAUCAUUGCUGAUCGGCUGUAAUCUAGUAUCAAUAUGGCGUUAUAUAUCAAAUGUAGGUUUGGUUUUUCUUAAAUGAAAAAGUAUGUGUAUAAUGAUGAAAAUGCUACGUUUGUAACCGUUCUACUUUGUUUGAGAUAGAAUGGGAAAGUCUGAAUGUACAUCUAUAUUCUGUAUUUACUUCUUUUUUUCUCAUCUUUGUUCAUAUUCAUAAAAUCAAGACACUUCAAUUGGUUCAAAUGGAUGAAAAUAUUCUUUUGUGUAUUUUUUGGUCAACGUUUGACUAAUUUAAAAAUUAAUUUUUAUGUAAAGGGUGUGUUUCCUAUCAUCGAAAUAAAUUUGAGAAUUCUUUCUUAUAUAAACUAUUAUAUAUCUAUUAAAACGUCUAGUAUGUUUAAAAUCAGAAAGCGAGAUUGUUCACCAGGUUGUUGUACAGAUAUUACAAAGACAAUAAAUGAAUAGCGAUGUAAUUUUAAAUAUCACAUUUUAUAUGUCUUCCACCCUCAUAUUCCUUUUAAAAUGAUGUACAUACUAUUUAUUUUAUUACAUGUUUCUAUUAUAGUAAGUCACCAUUAUUAGAUUUUUUAGUCAUCCGUCUUACUACCUAUGAUCUAUGGACUAUCCGGUGGUUUGAGUCCUUUUAUAUUGGUAUACCAGAAUAGUUGAUAUUACAUUCGGUGUAUUGAACUACUUGACUAAAUUAGGUGAUUACAUAUACAUAACUCAAGAAUGAAUGUUUCAAUUAUGAUUGGCCAUUCAACAAUCAAUGCAGAACUAUCUGUUAAUUUUGUUUAACAGAAUCACGUCAAGAAAAAACUUAUACGAUUAUGAUGAAUUUAUUGCAUUAAGAGAAGUAUGUCUUUCUAAUAUAGUCGCGCUGAUAACUAAUAAACAAUAUCAUUAUAUGUGUAUUUCGUAAUGUUCGUUAAUUUGUAAUUAUGUUCAUACAAGGUUGUUUCUGUUUAUAGAUACUCUACAAGCUAUAUAAUAGACUAGAAAGGAGCAUUCUGUUAACUUCUAAACUAUAACAAAAUGGGAAUAUGUUACAAUACCUUGAUAGAUGUUUCGUCAUGUACGAAUACCAAACACAAACAUGAAGAAAAUAUGGAAACCAAUUAUGUAUAAUGAGGUACGUACAUGACUAAAAAUCUGAUAAGCUAUGCAAAUAUCCAUUUCAGUAUUCCGUAAUGAUCUUGUUAGAAAGCAAGUUAUUCAAACGCUAAAAUAUAUAAUAUUCAAAUAUCAAUUUUUUGAACUUUGAUUAUUCUAACAUUCCAUCACUUAAUUUGUAAUAGAUUUUUGUUUUCUUGCUCAUAUAUCAACACGGAUCUGUAUUCCGUGUGAUAAACAGACAAUCAACGGAGUAACUGAAAAAUGCUUCAAUCUCUUAAACAUUUCUAUAAUUUAAGUAACCAUGAACUAUAACAUCUUUCUCAUUUGUUUAUGAUAUAGGUAUCGUGAAGUGAUACGAGGGAUAUACACACUCUAUUUAAAGGUAUUAUGUGAACAACACUAAGCAGUAAAGCAACAAACAACAGAUCAGUUUGUAGUAGUUUUAACUUACACUGAACUUUAUCACUACACGUGUAAUUUUGGAAUAUUCGUCAGUCUUCAAUAUAAUGUAUUUCUUUUAAGACAUUCAUAUCAAGGUAUGUGACAACUGCUACACUUUCAGUUAUUCCCUGAUGCAUACAAGAGAUAACAUUAUUAAGAUCACAUCUGGCAAAAAAGUUGAAAUCAUGUAAACCUCUUUUAUCUUUGUAUUGUGCCAUUGUUUCAACAGAAACGCCACUCAUUGCCCUUCACAAUAAUAAUUCAUACAAAGUUAAUGCAAAACUCACCUGUAAUAGUGAGAUAUAUUUCUGUCCUGCGGAUACAAGUAUGUUGAAAAUGAUGAUUGCCAGGAGUAAAUAGGACACAGAGCUUUCUCUCUUAAAAAGUGUCAGCCUCUGUAUGUUUUUUGUUUAAGCAUAUAUUUUCUCUCGCUCUCUUGCAAUAUCCCGUAUUCGUUUUUGAAAGUAAAGAAAAUAUAUUUUUAAUGAAAACGAAAACAAAAAUAUAAUAUACAAUACUAAUAUUAUGUUUAAUGAUAUUGUUUUCGAGAAUUAUGAAAGUCUAAUUUCAAAAGUAUCUUCGUAAAUUUAUUUACAAAACGGUUUUAAAUUAACAGUUUCUUUCGAUUGCAGUGCCAAUAAGGUUUACGAUUGUACAAUUUUUAUUAAAUUUGUCUUUUUAAAAUGAAAUAAAAAAGACCACAUGUUCACA